AUGACUCAAGGUGAAAAAAGUGGUACUUCAGUUGCAAUUAUCGGUGCAGGUGCUGCUGGGUUAACUGGCCUUUUUGAGUUGCUUCAUACCAAGAAGGGUGGAUCUACCAGUUUGAAGUACAACAGUGAUGGUUCCCUCGAUGAGCAAACCUCGAUCAAUGACGAUCCAGCAUUUGGCGAUAUUGUGGUGUUUGAACAGUCGGAGAAGGUUGGUGGUGUUUGGAAUCCCAGUUUUGAUGAAACUGAUGUCAUUCCCCAGGAGCUUUUUGAUACAGAAAGAUAUGAUGAUCCAACCGUCUUGCGUCCAAAGACAAAGAUUCCUGAUGGAUUUUCGAAUCAACCCUACGCAGAACCCUUGAAGAUUCCAAUUUCAGAAUCUGUAGAAGCUCCGAUCAAAUGGAAUCGUAGUGGUAUAUACAAGAGUUUGUUUUCUAAUGUUGCAAGGAGAUACUUAAGGAACAGUUUUAUUCCAUUGAACCCCAACGAAGAAGGAAAGUCAUCCAGUAAAAAAAACAGACCUAUUGAUCCGUUUAUUACUAAUUUCGAAGUGACAGAUCAACUAUUAAAGUUUGUUGAAAAAUAUUCCCUCCUACAAUACGUCAGAACCAAUUCUGAAGUGGUUGAUGUUAAAAAAUCCACCGAUGGUCUUGACCAAUGGAUAGUUACUGUUAGAGAAACUGACACCAAAACGGGCAUUGACAAGUGGUACUCACAAAGAUUUGACAAGGUUGUCGUUAGUAAUGGUCAUUAUUCUAUUCCUCACAUUCCAAGAAUUGAAGGUCUAUCAAAAUGGAACAAGCGUGCUCCCGGUUCCAUUUCACAUUCGAAAGCUUUCAGAGAUGAGUCUAUUUUUAAGAAUAAGAGGGUUGUGUUUAUUGGUACUGGGCUCAGUGGUAUUGACAUUCUACAGUACGCUUUCCCACUAGCUAAAGAAGUAAUCGUGGCUAGAACUCCCGGGAAGAAAGAAAUAUUCGAAUGGCUAGGUAGGGCAGCAUGCAGUGAAGGUAUCGUUGUGAAGCCAAGAAUUUCUUCUGUUGAUUACGAAAACGGCAAGACAGUAAAGUUCGUAGAUGGUACAGAGAUUCAAGAUGUUGAUUUAUUAGUAUUCUCAACUGGUUAUCACUGGCGCUACCCAUUCUUGAACGAAGAUGAUACUGGAAUUUCCAUAAUAAAUGAAGAUGGAAGCAAGAAAAUUGCAACACAUACUUCUUUAGUAGAUGGAUUAUUCAAGAGUACUUUCUCGAAUAAAGAUCCCUCCCUGGCAUUUAUUGGUGUCCUGAUGACACAAUUCAAGUGGCCCUCUUUUGAAUUCGAAGCAGCAAUUAUAGCUGCGGUAUGGUCUGGUUACGCAAAACUUCCUCCCUUGGAAAAGAGACUCGAAGAACACAAGAAGAGACUGGCAGAGACUGGCACAAAUCUCGGUUACCAUUUCUUCCCAGAUCAUGAGUUUGUUCGCUACGUAGAUGACGCGAAAUAUUUACUGCCUGCAAACAGAAGGUCUGAGGAUAUAUUUGAUCCUACCUACAUUGACGAGCAAUUAGAGUCUGUCAAGGUGGCCGAGAAGCUUUUCCAUGAGCUAAAAGAAAAUACUAUCAGUGUCCACGAAACAGAGUGA
This is a messenger RNA of Kluyveromyces marxianus DMKU3-1042, 1614 nucleotides long. RefSeq names its product thiol-specific monooxygenase (gene fmo1). The transcript has a single exon. Bases 1 to 1614 code for a protein of 537 amino acids. The record is from RefSeq and is a predicted model, not a curated record. Lineage: Eukaryota; Fungi; Ascomycota; Saccharomycetes; Saccharomycetales; Saccharomycetaceae. Gene Ontology annotation, molecular function: flavin adenine dinucleotide binding; N,N-dimethylaniline monooxygenase activity; NADP binding.